This is a messenger RNA of Alternaria ventricosa, 894 nucleotides long. RefSeq lists its product as uncharacterized. The coding region runs from base 1 to 894 and encodes 297 amino acids. The transcript is spliced from 2 exons. The record is from RefSeq and is a predicted model, not a curated record. Gene Ontology annotation, cellular component: intracellular anatomical structure. Gene Ontology annotation, molecular function: oxidoreductase activity, acting on NAD(P)H, oxygen as acceptor. Lineage: Eukaryota; Fungi; Ascomycota; Dothideomycetes; Pleosporales; Pleosporaceae.
AUGUCUCCCUCUGCCAUCACACCGCAAUCUGACCAGACAGCACCUGCUGGUCAGGCCGCCAAUGCCCAAGUCGAGCAAAGUGUCCCAAAUCCCGUCUACCUUACGACUGAGCCGAAGGAGGACUUUGACUGGAAGAUAACCCUUAAGGGCAAAGUAGUCGCUAUUACCGGCGCGAACAGAGGCAUUGGACUUGGUCUCGCGACAGUAUGCCUCGCAAACGAAGCCGCUGAGAUCUACUCUUUGGACCUCUUCGAACCCGGCGAGGAGUUCCAGGCGCUGCAACAAGCAAACCCCAAGCGCGUACACUACCUGCACUGCGAUGUCACCUCUGAGGAGAGCGUCAUCAAAGCCAUUGACGAAAUUGUGGCACAAUCGGGCCGCAUCGACGGUAUGAUCGCCAACGCAGGAAUGACCAAGCACCAGCCCGCACUCAACUUCGACCGCCCGCAGCUCGAGCAGCUUUUCAACCUCAACGUCUUUGGCGCAUACUUCUGCGCAACGGCAGCCGCGAAGAAGUUCAUCGAGCUUGGUAUCAAGGGGUCCAUCGUCUUCACAGCGUCCAUGACGUCCUACCGGCCAAACAGGGCAGCGCCAUCAGCGCCAUACGGAGGAACCAAGGGCGCAGUCCGCAAUAUGGCACACACACUCGCGAUGGAAUGGGCGAAGCACGGCAUCCGAGUCAACUCGAUAUCUCCGGGUUUUGUGCGCACGCAGAUGACUUACUACGUUGAGCGGGCGCCCGACUGGAACUUGAAGAUGCAGUACUAUGGCGGCAUGCCUAGGUUGGCCGACCCCCGCGAACUUGGCGGCGCGUAUGUGUACCUGCUCUCAGACAGUGCCAGUUACACUACGGGUAUUGAUAUUCCUGUUGCGGGUAUUGUCGGCGCCUGGUAG